AUGACUCCCCUGACGUCCAACCCACCCCGCUCCCACCACACCCGAGCGCACUCCACUUCCACCGCCUUCAACGGCCAGCCCCAGUCCAAGACUCGAGCCGCACGAUCCAAGUCUCUCGCCGGGCCCCCCCCACCUGCCAAAUCCGCCGGGCUGGGCUUCCUCUCCGGAGGGCUUCCCACCGGCCCGAGCCCCCAGCUCCACCCCUACGACUCCAUCUCUUCACUCCCCGACGUCGAAGCCCUGGGUCUGCCUCCUGCCUCUGUGUCCGAGCUUCGUCAACGAACCCAGCAGCUCAUUCAGAAUUCCAUCACAAGCACGCGCAUCAACGCCACUCCCUUUGAUCAACCAACCUUCCAGUUCCCUUCCUUGGCUACUUUACCUGGGGAAGUCCCUUUGCACAUGCAAGCCGACGACUAUGCUCUCCUCCAGGCUAUGGAGCAGUUUGGCGUAGGCAACUCUUACGCCAACAACACCCAGGCUGUUCCUGCUCUAAACCUUGGUCAUAACCGGCAGUCAUCAAGCAUAUCCAAUGUCUUUGACCCUCCUCGCUUUGCGUAUAGCCGCACCGGCAACCGUGCUUUUCGUACUCGAUCGCGGGCUUCCAGCAGGGCUUCGGACACGUUUGUCACCGAGGGUCGAGAGGCGUACGGUCCGUCCAAGACAUUGUGGCUGGGAAAUAUCGAUGUGCAGGUCACCAAGGGUAUGAUCUAUGAAGAGUUUGAGCAUUAUGGGCCCAUCGAGAACAUCAGGGUUCUGCCGGAGAAGACCUGCGCCUUUGUCAACUUUGUCAAUUCAACAUCGGCUGUGACUGCUCAUGAGGACAUCUUGAAGAGGCAGGGCGGCGUGAUGCUGUCACUCAACAAGACUGCUCCUGUACUCCUCGGCUUUGGAAAAGACAAUUCUCACAGACGGACCGCUUCCACCCUCUCUGCCGCGUUCUCCACCUCUGCCGAAACGGCCACCGGGAAUAAUGGCUGCCCGCAUGGCAUAGCACCGACCAGAGCCAUUCGGAUUGAACGAGUACCCGAGAAUGUUUCUUCCACCACCCUGUCACAGAUAUUCUCUCCUUUUGGCUCUGUUGAGAAUACCAGAAUUCUUCCUGGCAAACGCCACGGUUUUGUCAACUUUGAACUCUUGGACUCUGCCGUCGCCGCCUACGAAUCGCUCAACGGCAAGCCCCUUUUCGGUCCCGACUUUGGUCCUGUCCGCAUCGACUUUGCCCGAGUUCCCACCCGCGCCCCUAGUCAGCUCAAGGUCACUUUUCUGACCGGCGACAGCCUCGCCGAGGCUCUUGGCACUGUCAAAGGCGCCGACUCGGUUCCCAUGGAGCGGCAAAUGUGUGAUGAAGACGGUGACGUGGAGAACUACCGCAGUCCAUUCCUGUUGGACAUCCUGAAGGAGGGUGUGCACGAAAAGGUCUUGAAGAAGGGGUUGACUCUGGACGGACAUGUGUCUGAGAAACAAUUGAUCAUGCAAAUGCUGAGUGAGGAGGAUGAGGAUGAGGAUGUUAGAGCUGUGGAUACCGAUCGACCUGUCAGGUUGGCGUACAAGACCGACAUUCCUCAGCUACAAUCCUUGCCCCUGGAAACCUUCACUACUGUGGACUUGAAGCAGAUUGAGUCCGAGCUGAAGGAUGACACCACUGUGACUGAAGAGAUUGACGAAUUCGCCUUGAAUUGCCUAUCCAGUCUUACUCAGCUGGCUCUUCACGGCGUCGGGAAUGGGAUUGUCCAGAGCCUUUUCAAGAGUGCAUCUUCCUUCAUUCGUCUUACCAUCAUUCGUAACCUCGCCCCUCAACUCGCGUCUAUCGGAUGUCACAUGCGCGGCACUUGGGUUACACAAGCGCUCGUUGAUAACAGCAAGGCCCGUGAUGAGCGUCGUGCGAUUGUCGACGCCUUUCGAGACUGGAUUCCCGCUUUGAUGAGCGACAAGAUCGGCAACUACAUUUGCUCGGCUCUGGUAGCUUAUGGUCCCGAGCACAACAGUGUCGUAUUUGAUGCUGCUGUGGAUAGGAUGCUUGAAGUGGCUCAGGAUAGGUUUGGAGCGCGAUGUUUGAUCAGGUGCUUGGACAGCACCCAUACUACUUGGUAUCAGAAGAAAAAGGUGGCGACAGCAAUCAUCCUCAAUUCCAUACCCCUGGUCACCAGCUCCAAUGGUGCGCUACUCGUCACUUGGUUACUCGAGUCUAUCGACAUACCCCGUCGAUGCGAGCUUCUGGCCAAAAGGUUCUUGCCCCACCUCACCCAUCUCUGUAUUCAUGGUAUUGCUUCAACCGCCAUCCUUCGAAUCAUCGCUCAAACGUCCGACAAUGCGGCUUCUAGCUUGCUUAUCAGCGGCAUCUUUCGCACAAGGAACGACAACGUCCUACAGGAGCUUCUGAGCGACCCCCAGAAUGGCCUUCCCUUCAUUGCCAAGAUCGUCGCCAUCGACACCGUUCCUCACGACCAGCGUCUUGUGCUGGAAGAAGCAAUCAAGCGAACUCUCCCAAUCGUCCACAACCGCAGCUCUACAGAGUAUCAGACGCUCAGCAGAUCUCUCAAGGCCGGCCAUCAACAUCACACCACUUCUAAAAAGCGCCCGUCCAAGCCCGCUUUGCGCACGUCCCGAAGCAACAUCCUCCAGCCCAAGCAAUUCCACGAGCGUCGAAAGUCUUCCCUGUCGAAACUCCCGCCCCGCUUCACUACACCUCAGAUCACAUCCGAGCAAGCCCACUGGUACGAUACGCCUAUCGUUGCCUUACCUUCUCCCGAAUUUCGUCCAGUGAAGAUUGUCGCCCCUGAUGAGCGAAAGAAGGGAUACAAGUAUGCGAGUGACGGACGUUCGGCUUAUCAGGCGGAUGGAGACGCCUCUGACGAUGACGAUGCGUCGUCCACCUCGAGCUACAAGACUUUUCACACUGGAAUGCCGGACCACUCUAUGGAAGUGCCCGCGAUGGACAUACUGUACUUGGACGAUUCCAUCGACUCGCAUCAAGAGCUCACACCGGCUAUGACGACCUCUUCUCUCUCCCCGACUCCUACUGUCAUCUCCACUCCCGCCCUCUCGAUCCAAUUCCCAGGUCACUAUCCCGAACCGUCCCAUAGAUUCGCGUCCGAGUCGAGGCCGAGCGACCAGUCAACCGAUGGGCUACAGCUGAACGUUGCGCCGGAAGAUAUCAAAGCCGAGGUGAAAGUGGAGAGUAAGGCAGAAAAAGGAGAGUCCUCGACAAAGAAGGCGCGUAGGCUGUCUCAGUCUGUAGCGCACGUCCCAGAGACGAUCGUGGAAGAAGGAUCCGUACCUUGA
Molecule: messenger RNA, 3282 nt
Organism: Cryptococcus wingfieldii CBS 7118
Lineage: Eukaryota; Fungi; Basidiomycota; Tremellomycetes; Tremellales; Cryptococcaceae
Exons: 8
Coding region: 1-3282 (1093 amino acids)
Molecular function (GO): RNA binding
Source: RefSeq, a predicted model, not a curated record